AUGGCUGUCUCUUUGCCACCCACCCUGGCACUCAGUACUCCCCCUGAUGAAAUCCAGCACCCAUACCUUAAAUUUUCAGAGUGGAAAUUUAAGCUCUUCAGGGUGAGAUCUUUGGAAAAAGCACCCGAAGAACCUCCAGUGGAAAAAGCUUCCUCUGAGGAGAGACUUUCUCCUCAGAAGUCUCUGACCGUCCCAGACAAGGCUGAAGGUCUGAAGCCAGCCCCGACUCAACCAGCUUUAAAACCCCACCCCAAGUUUCUGAAGAAAUCCCACAGUGAUGGGAAAGCAAGAGACAAAGCAAUCCACAAAGCCAACCUCCGACAACUCUGCCGCAUCUGUGGGAAUUCUUUCAAAACCAUUGGCCACAAGAGGAGAUACCCAGUCCAUGGGCCUGUGGAUGGGAAAACCCAAGGCCUCUUGCGGAAGAAAGAAAAGAGAGUCACUUCCUGGCCAGACCUCAUUGCGAAGGUUUUCCGAAUUGAUGUGAAAGCGGACGUCGAUUCUGUGCACCCCACGGAAUUCUGCCACCACUGUUGGAGCCUCAUGCACCGGAAGUUUCGGAGUGGUUCCUGGGAGGUGCGCCUCCCCAGGAGUGCCACCAGGGAGUGGCUCCCACACACAACGUCCUGUGACAUCUGCUUUGCUGCCCACCGGGGACUCAAGAGGAAGAGUCAGCAGCCCAGUGCUCAGCUUAGCAAAAAGCUCAAAACUGUGAUUGACAGGGCAAGACAAGCCCGUCAGCGCAGGAGUAGAGCUCUGGCAGGGCUCCGCAGGAAGGAAGCUCUGAAGAAGAUCUCGGACUGCAGCAAGGUGCAUCUCAGUACCAAGCUCCUUGCUCUGGAUUUCCCUGCACACUUUGUGAAAUCCAUCUCCUGCCAGAUCUGCGAACAUAUUCUGGCUGAUCCAGUGGAGACCAGCUGUAAACAUGUCUUUUGCAGGACCUGCAUUCUCAGAUGUCUCAAAGUCCUGGGCAGUUAUUGCCCUUCUUGCAACUAUCCCUGCUUUCCCAUGGACCUGGAGAGUCCAGCGAAGUCUUUUCUGAGUAUCCUGAAUUCCCUGCUGGUGAGGUGUCCCGCCAAAGACUGCAAGGAAGAGGUCAGCUUGCAAAAAUAUAAUCAUCACAUCUCCAGCCACAAGGACUCUAAAGAGACUCUGGUGCAUAUUAAUAAAGGAGGCCGGCCCCGCCAGCAUCUCCUCUCCCUCACCCGGAGGGCUCAGAAACACCGGCUCAGGGAGCUCAAGAUGCAAGUCAAGGCUUUCGCCGACAAAGAGGAAGGGGGUGACGUGAAGUCCGUGUGCCUGACCCUGUUCCUGCUGGCUCUGCGGGCCAGGAAUGAGCACAGACAAGCAGACGAGCUGGAGGCCCUGAUGCAGGGCCGCGGGUCUGGUCUGCAGCCAGCCGUCUGCUUGGCCAUCCGCGUCAACACCUUCCUCAGCUGCAGUCAGUACCACAAGAUGUACCGGACGGUGAAAGCCAUCACGGGGAGGCAGAUUUUCCAGCCCCUGCACGCCCUGCGGAGCGCCGAGAAGGUCCUGCUGCCGGGGUACCACGCCUUUGAGUGGCAGCCCCCGCUGAAGAACGUCUCCUCCAGCACGGACGUGGGCAUCAUCGACGGCCUCUCGGGCCUGUCCGCGUCCGUGGACGAGUACCCGGUGGACACCAUCGCCAAGCGCUUCCGCUACGACGCGGCCCUGGUGUCGGCCUUGAUGGACAUGGAAGAGGACAUCCUGGACGGCAUGAGGGCCCAGGAUGUGGAGGACUACCUGGACGGCCCCUUCACCGUGGUGGUGAAAGAGUCGUGCGACGGCAUGGGCGACGUGAGUGAGAAGCACGGCAGCGGGCCGGCCGUGCCCGAGAAGGCCGUCCGCUUCUCCUUCACCAUCAUGCGGAUCACGGUGCCGCGCGGGGGCGGCGAGGUGACGGUGUUCGAGGAGUCCAAGCCCAACUCGGAGCUGUGCUGCAAGCCCCUGUGCCUCAUGCUGGCCGACGAGUCGGACCACGAGACGCUCACGGCCAUCCUGAGCCCUCUCAUCGCCGAGCGCGAGGCCAUGAAGGGCAGCCAGCUGCGGCUGGAGCUGGGCGGGCUGCCGCGCACCUUCCACUUCCGCUUCCGGGGCACGGGCUACGACGAGAAGCUGGUGCGCGAGGUGGAGGGCCUGGAGGCGUCGGGCUCCGUGUACAUCUGCACCCUGUGCGACGCCACGCGCCUGGAGGCCUCGCAGAACCUGGUCUUCCACUCCAUCACGCGCAGCCACGGCGAGAACCUGCAGCGCUACGAGGUGUGGCGGUCCAACCCCUACCACGAGUCGGUGGAGGAGCUGCGCGACCGCGUCAAGGGCGUCUCGGCCAAGCCCUUCAUCGAGACGGUGCCGUCCAUCGACGCGCUGCACUGCGACAUCGGCAACGCGGCCGAGUUCUACAAGCUCUUCCAGCUGGAGAUCGGGGAGGCCUACAAGCAGCCGCAGGCCUCCAAAGAGGAGCGGAAGCGGUGGCAGGCCACGCUGGACAAGCACCUCCGCAAGAAGAUGAACCUCAAGCCCAUCAUGCGCAUGAACGGCAACUUCGCCCGGAAGCUCAUGACGCAGGAGACGGUGGAGGCCGUCUGCGAAUUAAUCCCCAGCCCCGAGAGGCACGAGGCCCUGCGGGAGCUCAUGGACCUUUACCUGAAGAUGAAACCCGUGUGGCGUUCCUCCUGCCCGGCUCAAGAGUGCCCCGAGGCCCUCUGCCAGUACAGCUUCAACUCGCAGCGUUUCGCCGAGCUCCUCUCCACCAAGUUCAAGUAUCGGUACGAGGGCAAGAUCACCAAUUAUUUUCACAAGACGCUGGCCCACGUGCCGGAAAUCAUCGAGAGGGACGGCUCCAUCGGGGCCUGGGCCAGCGAGGGCAACGAGUCCGGCAACAAACUCUUCAGGCGCUUCCGCAAAAUGAACGCCAGGCAGUCCAAGUGCUACGAGAUGGAGGAUGUGUUGAAGCAUCACUGGCUGUACACCUCCAAGUACCUGCAGAAGUUUAUGAAUGCGCAUAAGGCGUUAAAAAAAACUGGGUUUCUCAUGAACUCGCAGGAGGGCGACAGGGAUCCGUUAGGCAUAGAGGACUCUCUGGACAUGCAGGAUUCGAUGGAGUUUUGA
Messenger RNA from Sorex fumeus (smoky shrew), 3129 nucleotides. It is a transcript of the gene RAG1, whose product is annotated as recombination activating 1. The record is from RefSeq and is a predicted model, not a curated record. Gene Ontology annotation, biological process: adaptive immune response; V(D)J recombination; pre-B cell allelic exclusion. Gene Ontology annotation, molecular function: ubiquitin protein ligase activity; metal ion binding; sequence-specific DNA binding. The transcript has a single exon. The coding region runs from base 1 to 3129 and encodes 1042 amino acids. Lineage: Eukaryota; Metazoa; Chordata; Mammalia; Eulipotyphla; Soricidae. Gene Ontology annotation, cellular component: DNA recombinase complex; endodeoxyribonuclease complex; nucleus.